AUGUCUGUCACACUCACACUGUCUCUGCUCUGGUCUCACUGGAGGAGCAUUUUGACAUAGUGUGAGUGAACCUGCUGACACCAUGACUCAGGAAGGUCUCAAGUGCCCCACGGUGUUCACAGUGGACAGUUACCACACAGCGCCCCCUCCUCUGCCCCCCCGACCCGGACGAAAACGCCACAUCGGUACCACUCAGGUGCUGCUCUUCCUCCUGGUGAGUGUGGCUCUGAGUGGCAUGGUCAUCGAGGCCUGGCUCAUCUACCGCCUCUACCACCCGUCUCCACCUACCGAAAUUGCACUGCCUUCCGCCGCAAAGCUGAUCAAUGAAGCAUCCGCACUCAGACCUUUACCCACCAAAUGGCCCCGACUGGUGGAAGCUCCGUCCAAACCACUGGCCCAUCUCACAGAUGGUUUAGAUGCUACAGCCCCUGCAAAAGACAUCAUGGCAUGGAGUGAGAUAGCAGACCCUCUCCUCUACAAAGUGAGCUACAAAGAUGGCUCCCUCAUCUUCCACGAAAAUGGUUAUUACUUCAUUUACUCCAAAGUCACGUUCAAUGUCGACAUCCUUGUUCGUCACUCAAUUGAACUGAAAACAAAAUAUUACCUUGGUAAAAAGACCAUCACACUCCUGAAGUCCAUGCAGACCACAGUUUCAAGACCUUCCAACAGUUUUCUGGCUGGAGUCUUCCACUUUUACAAAGACGAUGCCAUUUUUGUCAAAGUCGGUGAUACUUCUCAUGUUGCACAUCACGAUCCCACAGAAAAUGUGUUUGGUGCUUACAUGAUCUGAUGAAAAUACUUGAAAUGUAAGAAAGUAAAGAUAUACAUUAGAUUCAGACCCCUCAUAAUGAUAGUUUAGCUUACAGAAAACUGUCUACUCUUGUUCCUGUAAGUCACAAACUGUGCAUUGCUUAAAAAUGUUUUACAUCUCAGGGUUACUCUAAUAUAUUCUAGUUUUCUAGAUAGUCUUAUAACCUUUAAUUGCUAAGUUUUCUAAAUAUUAUCCACCCACAGAAAUAGUGACAUUGUCUUUUAUUAAAAAAAAUAAAAUAAAAAAAAAACAAACAAAAAAAGCAUGCUUGCACAGUUUCUUACAGUAAAACAUGGAGUUAUGUUACUUUUGUUUAUUUAUAACUGUAUGUACGAGGAUACUCUUCUGUAAACAUGGCUUUAUCAGCAGACUUUAAAAGUGCACUGAGCAACUUUGCUGGUAGAGGGUUCGCUACCUACUUGUCUCUAUGGAGAUGUUUUUGCUUGGCCUGGAAUGUUCCAUGAUAUGACAUUAAAUAUGUCCAUCUAGAAUUGAUUUAUUACGGGUGCUUGACUGUUCAAAAAUACAAUAAUUCCUUCUGUGAAUAGGGGCAAGUGUUACGGCUCCACAGAUCUGUAUUGUAAUGUAGUGUAGUGCUGUACUUCUUGUCUCUCUUCUGAAAGGUCGGUUUAGUCUAUACUGUGGAACAUUCUAGACAAAUGUUAUGCAGUGUACCUUUAAAGCAGGCUGUGCUGAUGUUUUGGGGUGCGGAUUCCUGAAAGACAGAGCUAAUAAUAAUUUUCUCUUUCUUUUAUUACUUAUUUCUGAUAUUGAUGCACUUUAAUGCAAUCACUGUGCUGUUACGAUUUCUAUGUAAUAUGUUGAAAAUUGCCCGGGUGUUAUAUACAAAUGUGUAAUAAAGAUGUAAAAGUGUG
This is a messenger RNA of Boleophthalmus pectinirostris (great blue-spotted mudskipper), 1686 nucleotides long. RefSeq names its product TNF superfamily member 14 (gene tnfsf14a). The record is from RefSeq and is a predicted model, not a curated record. Gene Ontology annotation, cellular component: membrane. The transcript has 4 exons. Gene Ontology annotation, biological process: immune response. Gene Ontology annotation, molecular function: tumor necrosis factor receptor binding. Bases 83 to 790 code for a protein of 235 amino acids. NCBI's taxonomy places the organism in Eukaryota, Metazoa, Chordata, Actinopteri, Gobiiformes, Gobiidae.